This is a messenger RNA of Paramecium octaurelia, 1798 nucleotides long. The record is from the annotation of a GenBank genome assembly. Lineage: Eukaryota; Ciliophora; Oligohymenophorea; Peniculida; Parameciidae.
AUGGACGAGCGAGCAUCCUCUAGAAGGUAAGACACACGUGAUUAUCAUAGCUUUUCAUCGGCAUCAUCGUCGGUCUCGAAUCUGAGUAAGGACCGAAGUAGAAGUAAUUCAAAAAAAAGAAAUUUUAGAAAUAAGAAGAAGCCAACUAAACGAGUCAAACACACCUUAGAUUUUCCUCCUCUGGAUUAAUCGUUGCUCAGCUUCGACUAAUUCUAGGAAUUAUAUGUAAGAGUUGCAUGUGACUGAAAAUUAGGUGAGCAAUGAAAUCCCCAUUGAGAAAUUACGACUUCUUUAUUAGACCUACGAGAGGAAAUGGGAAAACAAACAGAAAGAGUUGUUCUUUGAUCAACAUAAGGACGAGCCUUGGAUUUAAGACAAAUACAAUCCCGUGAACAGGAGAGAGUUCCAAGAAGAACGCAAUCAAUUGGCAUAGAAUCGCUUCAAUGAAUUUUUGAAGCAAUACAACAUGGGAGGUUUCAACAACAUCAACCUUACCUUGUCAGAAAUGCAAUUGAUGGACUUCUUUGAAUUGAAUGAUCACUUCUACAAUGAUGAUCCAGAUGUUCCUUUCUGGGAAUUUUAACUCAAAGGUAAGCCAAAGCCAAAAUAAUAUUAGAAUCUAUUGACAUAACCAAAGCUCCCUUUUUUGGUUCAGAUCCCAACCAAAACAGUGUAUUCAUCAAGAACGUGCCCUUGCCUCUCUCCAGAGCAGAUGUAGUCAAGGCACUCUCUUCAUUGCCUGGCUAUGUGAGUCUAACCCUGUCUGAGCCAAACAAGUUAUAAAAUUACACUAGGAUUGGAUGGGUCAGCUUUGAUGGAGAGGAGUAUUGUAAUCGAUGUGUGAAUGAUGAGAGCAUCACCAUCAAGGGACAUUCACUCCAAUUCCAAAAACAACAAGAGAAGAGGUAAGGUGUCAUUCAUUACAUUUUCUUAGGAAAUUCGUGAGAGUCUUCAAGUCAGUCGAAUAUAAUAAAUUAUUGAAGGACUUGCAACAAUAGAGAGAACUCAUCAAAGUCUUGGAUAAAGAAAAAGGAAUCAGUGGUAAUCCACUCAUCGAGGGACCACUCAAAGAUAGAGAUGACCCAACAUUCAAUAGACAAUUGGAUAUUCAGACCUUGUAUUUGAGAAGAAUACACAACUAUUGCUAUUGGAGUGGAGCUGAAUUCUCAGACUAUAGAUUACUUGUCUCUAAAGUAGGCUAUGUAAGUGGAUUCAUUAAUAAAUUAAGCAUUUCUUCAGAUUAGACUAAAAAAAGAAGUGUAAUCUAGAGUGGUAGGACAUCAUUCAAGCUCUAUGCAAUCGUCGUAGAGAAGAAAGCAGUGAUGAAUUGCCCCUAAAUGAAUUGAUUGACAAUGAAAUCAUUUCAAUGGGAUUGAAACAAAGAAAUACUCGCUAGAAAGAUGCUUAUCCUUGUAUAUUCUGUGAAAAGCAAUUCCAAGGAGGAACCUUCUUGAUCAAACACAUUUCUCUUAAGCAUGAGAAAUAGUAUUGGGAACAUUAGCAAUCCUUAAGAUAACAAGUUAUUGAUCAAUAAAUGGCCAAUAAUCAUAAAAUAGAGAGAAGCAGCAAGGCCACCAUCUAGAGACAGAUCUUUGUCAAAGGACUCAUCGAUGAAGCCUAAUUAUAAGAAAAUAAGUAUAUAAACACAUUUCAUUCUAGAAUCCAAUUGCCAAUCAACUUUGCUCCCAGAGUCCAACAGAGACAAUACAAAGAUCUUGAUUCAAUAGCAUAAGAUAAAACCUAACCAGCUAUAAUGUUUUAAAUACGUGAAACAAAAGUGAAUUAUAAUGAUAUAUGA